This is a messenger RNA of Pollicipes pollicipes, 665 nucleotides long. RefSeq lists its product as uncharacterized. NCBI's taxonomy places the organism in Eukaryota, Metazoa, Arthropoda, Thecostraca, Pollicipedomorpha, Pollicipedidae. The record is from RefSeq and is a predicted model, not a curated record. Bases 15 to 365 code for a protein of 116 amino acids. The transcript has 2 exons.
GGCAGGCCGACAGCAUGCGCUCCGCCGUCGCCGUGUUGCUCUUGGUGGCGCUGGCCUCGGGCCGGCCGCAGUUCGGCGGCUUCAGCCGCUUCCCGCCGCAACAGUUCCACCGGCCGCCGAGCCACGCCACCGGCGGGGCCUCGAGCAACAUCGUGUCAGGGGUCAGCACCGGGCCGCACCAGGGAGCCAGCAUCACCCAGCUGAGCGCGUCGGCAGGCGGCACGGCCAGCGGCAACGCCGUGAGCUCCAACUCCGCCAGCGCCACCAACCUGGCCGGAAGCGGCAUCUUUGGCCAGCAGCAGUUCUCCAAUACCAAUGCCAACUCCAACCAGCAGACGUUUAACGGCUUCGACUUCGGGAAAUAGGGCGCGUCAGGCGGCUUCGGCUUCGAAGGAUGAGGCCGGUUUGGCUGCCUUGGCUCCGCGUGGCUGGGAGAAGCGGCCCUGGCGCUACUCUCGUGGGUGGUGAUCCCAUAUCGCUGGAGAGCUCUGUGCUCAGGGUUAGGGGACCUCUGCUCUGCAUCAUGUGACCGCGUACUGGAACAGUCUGACCGUGAGUGCUGGAUCAGUUUUGUCGUGUUUUCGGCGACCUAUGGUCGACAUGCCGCUGCAAUGAACUGCGGUAUAGUGAUACAAAUUCUCAGGAAUAAACGCAUGUCUGCAUUA